Molecule: messenger RNA, 525 nt
Organism: Didymodactylos carnosus
Lineage: Eukaryota; Metazoa; Rotifera; Eurotatoria; Philodinida; Philodinidae
Source: the annotation of a GenBank genome assembly
AUGGCUAAACCAGUUGUAAAAGGAAAAGGUGGAAAAACAACAGUCAAAUCGAAUGUUCGUGGUCGACCAUCGUUAACAGCUAAAGGUAAAGGACGAGGUAGACCACCAAUUCCUAGACGUAGUCGAUCAUCGGUUCAUGCUCAAUAUUCACGUCGUGGACGACCACCUGUACACAUUCAACGUUCAUCUAAAACAAGUGGUCGUUCAACAUAUCGACAUUUAAUUCAUCAUAAUAAUAACAAUGCUCUUCGUAGUAAAUCAACAAAUGCUGUUCGCUCAAAAUUAAAUAAUAAUAUAAAUAGUCGUCGAUCAAUUCGAACAGAUAUGAUAAAUAGAAAAAAACAGUCAAUUGUUAAUUUAAAAAAAAAAGGUUCAAAUGGUAUUGUUACGAGAAAACGAGAUCGUUCAACAAAACAACGAAAAAUGAGUGUAACACCAAAUAAUUCGACAACAACAUCGAUUAUACGACCAGAUGAAUCGGAAAUAUUUGGUCAUCGUGAAAACAAUUUUCAUCAAAACGAAUGA